Messenger RNA from Etheostoma spectabile (orangethroat darter), 1966 nucleotides. RefSeq names its product phenylalanyl-tRNA synthetase subunit alpha (gene farsa). The record is from RefSeq and is a predicted model, not a curated record. Lineage: Eukaryota; Metazoa; Chordata; Actinopteri; Perciformes; Percidae. Gene Ontology annotation, biological process: phenylalanyl-tRNA aminoacylation. Bases 37 to 1530 code for a protein of 497 amino acids. The transcript has 13 exons. Gene Ontology annotation, molecular function: ATP binding; tRNA binding; phenylalanine-tRNA ligase activity. Gene Ontology annotation, cellular component: cytosol; phenylalanine-tRNA ligase complex; cytoplasm.
ACAUCCGGUUUCUUUCGUGCUUCGCAGGGAUCAAGCAUGGCGGACACCGGAGUGGCGGAGACGCUGCUGCGGCGGAUCGAGACGGCGGAGGGCGGCGUGGACAGCCUGGAAGUGGCGGCCGGCCUCGGGGUGGACCACCAGGUCGUCGUCGGGGCCGUGAAGAGUCUCCAGGCCCUCGGGGACUACAUCUCGGCGGAGCAGCGGUCGUCGAGGCGCUGGGAGCUGUCGGGGGAGGGCGCCGAGAUCGCCGAGCACGGCAGCCACGAAGCCCGGGUGUUCAGCUCGGUCCCGCUGGGGGGUCUGGCCCAGAGUGAGCUCAUGAAACUGUCCUUUGGGAAGAUCGGCUUCAGCAAGGCGAUGUCCAACAAGUGGAUCCGACUGGACAAGACGCAUGAGGGCGGCCCCCGGAUAUUCAGGACCGUGGAGAGCGUCCAGGACCAGGUCCGAGAGAAGCUGCUCCUGGUCCAGAGAGGCGGCGACUCUCAGCUGGAGGAGAAGGACCGGAACGAGCUGAAGAAGAGGAAGCUGCUUUCUGAAGUGACGGUGAAGUCGUACUGGAUCACCAGGGGCGGCUCCUUCAGCACCACCAUCACCAAACCGGAGACGGAGCUCACUCCCGAGAUGAUCGCCACUGGCAGCUGGAAGGAGAAGAAGUUCAAGCCGUACAACUUCGAGGCGAUGGGCGUGGCCCCCGACUGCGGACACCUGCACCCCCUGAUGAAGGUGCGGACGCAGUUCAGGCAGAUCUUCCUCGAGAUGGGCUUCUCCGAGAUGCCGACCAACAACUUCAUAGAAAGCUCUUUCUGGAACUUUGACUCCCUGUUCCAGCCGCAGCAGCACCCGGCCAGAGACGCCCACGACACCUUCUUCCUGUCCGACCCAGCGCUCGCCCACGGGUUCCCGCAGGACUACCUGGAGCGGGUGAAGAAGGUCCACUCAGAGGGGGGCUUCGGCUCGCAAGGGUACAAGUAUGACUGGAAGAUAGAGGAGGCUCAGAAGAACAUCCUCCGCACCCACACCACGGCAGUCAGCGCACGCAUGCUGUAUAAACUGGCUCAACAGGAGAAGUUCACCCCCGUCAAGUAUUUUUCCAUCGACCGCGUGUUCAGGAACGAGACCCUGGACGCCACCCACCUGGCUGAGUUCCACCAGAUUGAGGGCGUGGUGGCCGACUACGGCCUCACGCUGGGAGACCUGAUCGGCAUCCUGCACCAGUUCUUCACCAAACUAGGAAUUACCAAACUUCGCUUCAAGCCGGCCUACAACCCGUACACAGAGCCCAGCAUGGAGGUCUUCAGCUACCACGAAGGACUCCAGAAGUGGGUGGAGGUGGGGAACUCGGGGGUCUUCAGACCAGAGAUGCUGCUGCCCAUGGGUCUCCCCGCGGACGUGUCUGUGAUCGCCUGGGGUCUGUCUCUGGAAAGGCCCACCAUGAUCAAAUACGGCAUCAACAACAUCAGGGAGCUGGUGGGACACAAGGUGAACCUGCAGAUGGUCUACGACAGCCCCAUGUGUCGGCUCGAGUCCUGAAGCCCCCCCCCCCCCCCCCCCCCCCCCCCACCCCUCGGGGAUCCUCAUCAUUAUUAUUAUUGGUAUUAUUGGUAUCAUUAUUAUGAACUGGACCUUUCCUUUCGGGACUACUCGUUUCUACGCCUCUCUCUGGUUCUUCCUGCUGAGCUCGACCAGUAAAACGCAGAAGAAAGAGGGUGUCUGUCUGCCCCCCCCCGUCCCUGUCCCCCCUUGUCCCCCCACCCACCCGUGCAACCCUUCAGAGAGACUUGUUCAAAGGGCUUUCACACACCGGAGCAGCCUUCUCCAGGAACUCCAUAAUUCAAAACCUUCGUGUGAAUCUCAGCUCAGUUCCUCGUUAGGAAGCUCGUCAGAACGCCGCCUACCUGAGCAGGUGGUGUGACGUCUGUCGUGUGACGGAGGUUCAAUAAAAACACUCUUUUGUUCCCAAAUACCA